Limanda limanda (common dab) is the source of this 645-nucleotide messenger RNA. RefSeq names its product transmembrane emp24 domain-containing protein 11. NCBI's taxonomy places the organism in Eukaryota, Metazoa, Chordata, Actinopteri, Pleuronectiformes, Pleuronectidae. The coding region runs from base 1 to 645 and encodes 214 amino acids. The record is from RefSeq and is a predicted model, not a curated record. Gene Ontology annotation, cellular component: COPII-coated ER to Golgi transport vesicle; endoplasmic reticulum-Golgi intermediate compartment; Golgi apparatus. The transcript has 5 exons. Gene Ontology annotation, biological process: Golgi organization; endoplasmic reticulum to Golgi vesicle-mediated transport; intracellular protein transport.
AUGGGUUUUCGAGGCAUUGGCUUUCUGCUCCAGUGUUACCUGAUGCUGGCCACAGCGAUGUAUUUUGAUCUGGGAGAACAGGAGGAAAAGUGCAUCAUCGAGGAGAUUCCAGAGGACACGCUGGUGACCGGUUAUUUCUUGUUGGAGCCUUGGGAUGUGAAGUCAAUCCACAACUCCCCCCACUUUGGUGCCACUGUGACAAUCAGAGACCCAAACCAUGAGGUUGUGAUGACCAAGCGCUUUGGUAAAUUUGGUAAAUUCACCUUCACAGCUCACGCCUCUGGUCAGCACUAUCUUUGCUUCCAAACCAACUCCACCAGGUUCUCUGUCUUUGCUGGAGAACGACUGAAGCUGCACGUGGACGUUCAGAUGGGAGAGCACGCGAUUGAACCCGAUACCGACAAGACCAAAGACAACAUGAAGACACUGGAGAACAGCCUCAGACACCUCGUGGAUCAGAUGAUGUACAUCAGCAGACAGCAGGAGUACCAGCGGGAGAAAGAGGAGAAGUUUCGACACAUCAGCGAGACCACCAACUCCAAAGUGCUGUGGUGGGCCGUGGUGCAGACGUCCAUUCUGCUCACGGUCGGUUUCUGGCAGAUGAAACGACUCAAGGAAUUCUUCAUUGCCAAGAAGCUGGUGUGA